UCUUUUCGUAGGGUCCGCAGAUCCGUGCAGCACUUGCAGGCUCGGUCAUGCGCACCAAGCUUCUUCUUGCCGCGGCCCUGGAGAAAAUACAUGCAAUCAGGAAUGGCAAGCGUGACAUGGACUUGGUUCGCCUUGUGCUCUUGGAGAACCUGGUGCAGAAGUUGACCGCUGUCCUGCAGAACGACGAAAACGGGGACGACGCCGAAGAGGCAGCGAACGGUGACGGCGCAUGCGCCUGUGUCGCAGUCGAAGGCCCUUCUGAGCGAGGUCGACGGACCGGUGAGAAACACAAACCGGAGCCCCUGGAAGCUACAGAUGGUCCAUCGAAGCUAGCGCGGUCUUGCGACCAGCUUUCACAGCAGCAAGAGAACGUGCUGCAGUUCAUCAGAGCCCUGGGCCUUCAACCGGCAAGCAAGAACGCUUUGGAAGAGGAGCUUGGUCCUGAGCCGGACAUACAGUUCUUGGAUGACUAAGACGAGCUGCUUGGGACGUGAAGCUAGCACACCAUCAUCGCCGAAGGAUAGUCCUUUGUAUUAAACCUAUCCGUACCUCGUGAUUCACAACGGGCUCAUGGCGUAGAACCUUGCCGCACGAUUUCCGCGAAAUAAAGCAUAAAGAGUAAACAUUUCUUCUUUAGUGUUGAUGCUUUUUGUUACAGAAGGCAGGUUACGCAAUAAGCUUUCGUUUAACACUAAUUCGUUUGUUUUUUCUGAUAGUUUUGUUCGUCGUAAAAUGUUUCGUUUGCUACUGACCAGAGCAUAAGCAUGGAUUGCAUGUUUAGCGUCGCACU
Messenger RNA from Dermacentor silvarum, 790 nucleotides. RefSeq lists its product as uncharacterized. The transcript has 2 exons. Lineage: Eukaryota; Metazoa; Arthropoda; Arachnida; Ixodida; Ixodidae. Bases 48 to 473 code for a protein of 141 amino acids. The record is from RefSeq and is a predicted model, not a curated record.